ACAGCUGUUCGCUGUUAUCAAAUGUAAACAAACCGUGUAGAUUAACAAAUUUUCGUGCAAAUUUAAUAAAAAUGAAACGUUUUUAUAAUAAUUUAAAUACAAUUUGUUUAAGAAAUUCAGCAGCUAUUAAAUAUCAACAACAAAGGCAGCAACAUGAUAAACAAAGCACGCAAACUAAUCAAUUAUUUGGAGUUAAAUACUGCAUGAAUUUAGUGGAGAAAAAUGAUUAUGAAAAUUACUUGUGUACCUUGCUAUUGCCUAAAGAACAGAGAAGGCAUGCAUUUGCUUUGAGGGCGUUUAAUGUAGAAGUGGCCAAGUGUUCCACUAAUGUAAGUCUCCGAGCCUGCCAUAGCAAAAUGCGUUUAAAAUUUUGGUAUGAUUCCAUAGAUAAAUGUUACGACAAAGAGAAAUCCUAUGUGGCCGAUCAGCCUGUGCUGAGAGAAAUGAAACAAACCAUCGAUUCCUUUAAACUGAAUAAACUUUAUUUAAAACGUUUAGUUAAUGCCCGUGAUCGUUCCCCCAAUGACCCUUUUAUUACUCUAAAAGACUUAGAAACUUAUGCCGAACAGACUUAUUCUUCUUUGCUUUAUUUAUUAAUUGAAUUGACGGGUGUUAAGGAUUUAAAUGUUGAUCAUGUUGCUUCACAUUUGGGUAAAGCACAAGGUAUAGUUACUCUAUUAAGAUCCAUACCAUACACAAAACGUAGCCAGGCUUUAAGUAUACCCCAAGAGAUUCUUAUUAAACAUGGCGUUAGUCAGGAGCGAGUGUUGAGAGCUAAUCCUCAGGAUAAAGGUGUGGAAGAGUGUAUAUUUGAGGUGGCUACGGCGGCGCAUCAACAUUUGGAACAU
Molecule: messenger RNA, 848 nt
Organism: Lucilia sericata (common green bottle fly)
Lineage: Eukaryota; Metazoa; Arthropoda; Insecta; Diptera; Calliphoridae
Product: NADH dehydrogenase (ubiquinone) complex I, assembly factor 6 homolog
Exons: 4
Biological process (GO): mitochondrial respiratory chain complex I assembly; biosynthetic process
Cellular component (GO): mitochondrion
Source: RefSeq, a predicted model, not a curated record